UCGUGUCUCGAUCUACAAAUAGAUAUUUUUCGCUUAAAUAACAUAAUUUAUCAAUUGGUAUUCAUGUCGUAUUAUUUAAAUUUUGAAUGUAACUAAGCACUCUCUGUGAUUAUAAAUAAACAUAAGAAUGCAUACAUUUGCGCUGGUUAAGAUUAUAUAGGCAUCAUCGUAGGAUAGAUCAGAGAUUUUCAUAAAAUCAAACAUGUUUAUGUAUAACUUUUUGUCUUUGCUUGAGUUAUUUCAUAGGAUACUUUCUUAUAAUAUUUAUACACAUGUUCUAUUAGAGAAUUCUCUUAAUCAUAAGUAGACAGACUUUUCAAAUAAUCGAUUGAAUCAUAUUAAAAAAUUACUUUAAGUCUAAUUUUUUAUUUGUAUUUUUUCUACACCAUAAUAGAUUUUUAGAUUCUAUAUCAAAUCCUCGGGUGCUAUUAUAAUCUAUCUUAAAAAAAAACACUAAAUUAUGUAUCAAUUGAUAGCAGGAAAUAUGAUCAACAAGUGUUAUUUAACUAGGGAAGAGUGGUAUUAUGUGCAUAACUUUAUGUAUAAACAAUAACGUGUUAUCAUAUAAUUGGAUAGUUAAAAAUUAAAAAUAAAACAAUACAUAAUCAUAUAAUAAUAUAUGGUUAAGCAAAUAAUUUUAUCAAAUAGAAAAUAUGAUUUUAUACUAUUGGCUGGCCUAAGGGGGCAUAUUUGUGGUAUGGGCCGGGCCCAAAUAUGACUACCUGUCUGUAGUUAGCAGCCUAAGCCUGUCUUACUAAUGGGCUGGAAUUGCGAAAUAAAAAAACUCAAAGCCAGAAAUUGUCCAGACCCAGCCCAUCCACCAAGUAAAUCGAAGUUAUCUCUUCUCCCUCCAUGAUUGAAGUUGAAGCUUCGAGCAAUUUCAAUUCAACAAUGGCGUCAAUUAUCCCCAAAAAAACAAAAAAGCAGGCGCUGAAAGAGCUGAAAGCCCGAGGGAAACAGCUGCUAGCUAUCAUCAAGAACACAGAUUAAUAAAUAACUUGCCAUUAGUCUUCACAUUCAUCUGUCCAACAUCCCCUCCACGCACCUUCUUGAAUCGCUCCUAUCUCUCCAGUCAUUCUGCACUCCUGUUUUGCUGUAGCUUCCAACCUUUUCUUGGAGAAAAAGGAAAAUCAUGGACUCUACGAAGGACGAUCCUGAGUUCAUACAUAAAACGUGGCUCCGUUCCAAGUUUAAUGAGCUCGUUAAGUCUCUUGUUCAAGUUUUGCUUGCGCCGCAAUCUGAGGAUGCGUUGAGAGUGAGGAGGUUGUGUUGGACACUGAAGGAUAGUGGAAGGUUUCAUUCUGCGACUUAUCAUAAGUUGCUUCAUUCUAUUGUCCACUCUCCAGAAUCCGUUAAUUUUGUUACAGAAUUGUUCGCGUUAAAGUAUUUCAAGUACAUUGACGUUCGCCAAGUUUUAGGGAUUUUUUAUUUCUUUCUCUUGGUGCGGUUAUUUUUCCUGUAUCAGUCUAGAAAAGCUUGCUGGCGCCUUGGAGGCAUAAGAUAUUUCCGGAUUUUCAUCCAAGAAGGUGAUCUUAAAGCAGGUUCAGAGCUAUCAAAAGCAGAACAUAGAAAGCUCACGACUGAGAAAGAUAACAAUGAGGUGUUAUCUGCUGCCACCAUUUCCAAAAAGAUGAAACUAAAAUUCACUGAAGCUUGGAUUUCAUUUCUUAGAUUACAUCUUCCAAUUGAAAUAUACAGACAGGAAGAUGGCAAUGAAUCUGAAAAAGAUUAUUCUAAAGCUCAGGAGAUUGCUGAUAUCGCAGAUGGUUCUAUUACUGUGAGAUAUAUUUCUGCCAGAAAACCUGGCAUUGAUCAUUUCAUCAAUUAGGAGAGUAAUCCUGUGAAGUCUGUGCCAGUAUGCCAUGAGUGAGUAUUCUUCUUAAUUCCUUUUAUGAAUUCUCGUAUUCUAUACUGGGAUAUACUAGCACCUACUUGGCUGCUGAGUGCAAGCACUUGAGGCACGGUGUUCAUCUGUCACUUCUCUUUACUUGCUCCUCUUAUUUCAAUCAUCUUCUUGACCGUAUCCUCAUUUUGGGAUUCAGCAAAAUUAUCGUUUUUGGUAGCAGAUCUAAUCAGAGAACAGAGGAACUUUGAAUGUUUCAUCAUUGAACAAACAAUUAUCUAGAUUGUAGAAAUUUCAUGGCGAUGCCUUUUUUAUACAUUGACCUGAUGAACUAGGAAGAUUGUGGUCCCUUUCCUGUGAACAUUAAGGCUUGAUAAGUUAUGGAAACAUCUUCUUAACUAAAGGAAGAUUGAUUAGCCGGUGGAAUACAUCAUAUGAGUUUCAUUAGACUUGGAUCAGAAUGAUGAUUAUUUCUUCUUGUCAUUAUUUAUAAAUUAUUAAAUGUUAACAUAUUGAUUCUUA
Mangifera indica (mango) is the source of this 2365-nucleotide messenger RNA. Its product is annotated as protein NUCLEOLAR COMPLEX ASSOCIATED 4-like. The transcript has 7 exons. Gene Ontology annotation, biological process: ribosome biogenesis. Bases 1133 to 1828 code for a protein of 231 amino acids. Gene Ontology annotation, cellular component: nucleolus; Noc4p-Nop14p complex; small-subunit processome. Lineage: Eukaryota; Viridiplantae; Streptophyta; Magnoliopsida; Sapindales; Anacardiaceae. The record is from RefSeq and is a predicted model, not a curated record.